AUGAGGAUGGCGGUCUUGCAUGUGAUCGGCGCCUCGCUGCUCCUUCCCGCAGUCGCGAUGCAGCACGUUGUCGAAUGGCACGACUUAUAUGAUUCCGGAUCCGAGUCGCACGAGGUACACUACACCGUCGGCGACUCGGUUAUGUUUCGCUGGAAGGGGUCAUUGGGUCAUAACCUCAUGAAGGUCUCAAAGUCGGCGUACACGAACUGUGAAGACGAGAAUGGCGCCAUGCUCAACGAUGGGAGUUCCACCGGCCAGAUCGAGCAGGUCGUUGACUUCCCCAAGACCGGUGAAUUCUACUUUCUUUGCUCGGUUGGCUCCCACUGCGCCAAUAACCAAAAGAUCAACAUCACGAUCGACCCUGACACGACGUGCAACUCUGCAAAGAUGAUGUACCCCUCAAAAGACGCGGCUGAGGCGAGGGGGAGCAUGUGCGACCCGCCGGUCAACGGAUCGCACAAGAUGGGGUCGUGCUGGAUGCCCGGCGACUCGAUGCUCGGCGACUCGCAUGGAGCCUGCGGCGCACUCGCGUUCCCGCAGUGCUUCGGCGACGCGCCGUCCACCACCGCCGAGGCGGUCCUGAUGUCCUCCCUCACCGCCGGCACGAGCCUCGUCGCUCUUUCGAGCCCAGGCUGUGAAGAGGCGUCCCACUUCUCACAGCUUCCGGCGUGA
Molecule: messenger RNA, 672 nt
Organism: Emiliania huxleyi CCMP1516
Lineage: Eukaryota; Haptophyta; Isochrysidales; Noelaerhabdaceae
Exons: 3
Coding region: 1-672 (223 amino acids)
Cellular component (GO): plasma membrane
Molecular function (GO): electron transfer activity
Source: RefSeq, a predicted model, not a curated record